GAUUUACUUGAGAAAAAACUACACGCCCGGCAACCUGUCCCUCAUCCGUCAAAACGUGGUAACAACAAAAUCGUGCUACGUUUGGGAGAGGUGUUGAUAUGUGCCCAGCGUGUGUGGGAGCCAGCUACGGUUGUGUGGACUCUUUUCCCAUUGUACCCUGAUUUCCGUGAAUACUUUCUCCACCUCGUAAGAAAAGUAGUCCAUACAGUUCCGUGGACAGAGGACGUUACUCUUCACUUGUCAAGUCAGUCGUGUCCCACUGAGUCAGUGCUCAAACUCCCAAUAUCGUAGAGGAGCCAGAUCUACAUUAAAUCCCAAACACCCAACUGCAACCCAAAGUGCCUAAAAUCCUCCACACGUUGCUUAACCGCGACAGAACAUUUGAAACUGAGCUUGGACGUGCUCCAGCCAGAAUUAUUCUACCGAGUGGUCAGGACAGGGGCUCUGUGCCCAUUGUGACCCCUAUCCUUCAGCAGACACUGUCCCCGGAACAACCGUUUUACCUGGAGAGGUGUAGGAGGAAGAUGAUCACACAACUGGGAGAGGAUGGCUUCAAGGAAUACAGCCAGAGUAAGUAGGCGUAAGCAGAACCCUCUGAUUGUAAAAGUUUAUUUAAUUAUCUAAAAUAUGAAUUUGCCACACAUGAGGACAUGAUACAUAUGAACAAACACUCUCACUCUCCUUCAAAUGACCCAAAUGUUUCUAUGUCAGAUCUAUUCAGGCAAGGGACGCUUUUCCACGUGGCCGUGAAGAGUGUUCGCCCAUUGACAACAGAGGAGGCACCAGGGGAAGACACAGCAGAUCCUGAGAAGGCACCAGAGGUUCCAGCAGAGGUAGAGGGAUACAUGGAGAGUAUCAAAUCAAAUCACAUUUUAUUGGUCACAUACACAUUUAGCAGAUGUUAUUGCGGGUGUAGCGAAAUGCUUGUGUUCCUAGCUCGAACAGUUCAGUAGUAUCUAACAAUACACACAAAUCUAAAAGUAAAAUCAUGGAAUUAAGAAAUAUAUACAUAUUAGGAUGCGCAAGCUCGGCGUGGCAUUGACUAAAAUACAGUAGAAUAGAAUACAGUAUAUACAUAUAAGAUGAGUAAAGCAGUAUGUAAACAUUAUUAAAGUGGCCAGUGAUUCCAUGUCUAUGUAUUUAGGGCAGCAGCCUCUAAGGUGCAGGGUUGAGUAACCUGGUGGUAGCCGGCUAGUGAUGGCCAUGUGCUGGGUGGUGGGUGGUAGCCGGCUAGUGAUGGCCAUGUGCUGGGUGGUGGGUGGUAGCCGGCUAGUGAUGGCCAUGUGCUGGAGGACGUUAGGGGAGUGAAAGCCAUCGAGAGCCGUGUGCAGCAUGACAAACUAGGCUAUCUGGGGAUUGUGGACUGCGUUGCUUUCUACAGGUGAGGAUGGCCAAGUUCCAGGCUAACUACAUUGCAGACGACUACUGUAGAGGGUUCUUUGCACAGUGCUGAUAUUCUCUUAUUCGUAAACAAACUUUAAACUUUAGAAAAUGACACAGACAACGGCUUCUGAGUAUAUGUAAAAUAUCUUUAGUUAUGCAAUUGCAGGCAGAAGUUAAUACAGAGUCAACAGGAUUUGUAUAGCUCUUCAUAAGUUCUGCAAAGUGUCUAAAACAAUCUCUGCUUUUUAUACUAACACUCACUCCCUUCCCAUAGCCUGACCCUGAACUUGCCCUAGUAACAACAAAGUAUUCUCCUAAUCCUGUCUUCCCACGAACUCAGUAUCAGGGGGUGAGGUGUCAGACAAUGUGGCAAUUGUGGUUGCAGGUUUCUGAGAACUUUCUGCUGUCAAGGCCUCAAUAGUUUUUAAUAAUGUAAGCAAAUGCGCAUAAUAGAUAAUAUAUUACCCAUCACUACCAGAUCUCUCAACGACUGGAUAGAUGUUCAACAUAUCAGCUAACCACAUCAUUUGAUGUAAUGCAACAACGUCUGCAAUGUUGUCAGCCUGGAAUGCGACCGACAUCUUCUCAAAGAAAGGACUAGAGGCUCUACCUGACCUGUCAAUUUAUUUGGCCAAUUCACACUUUUAUUCAUUCUCUCCACUUGUGAUUCCUAGGGUCAGUUUCCCAGACACAGACAAAGCCUAGUCCUGGACUAAAAAAAAUCUCAAUUGAAAGUGCUUUUAAUGUUUGGCCCCUGGACUAGUUUUAAUCUGUGUCCAAGAAACUGGCCCCUAAAGCUCAGCCUUCGUUCCUCAGGGGUGUGCUGUGUGUGAUCGACUAGAAAACAGAGGUGGAAACCUUUCCUCAGCAACACGUACGACAACCCUCUACAGGUGGCAGCCUACGUUGCGGCCUUAAACAACGAUGUGAACUACAAGUACCAGGUAGGUGUGAUUGAGUGAGACCACCACACUCUCUCAGCCUGUCCUAAUUCACUUCCUACCACUCCUCCUUGGCCCUAACCCUUCAAUGUUUGCAUGUAUAAGCAGUGUAGUGAUGGAGCUUCCAGUAUUGCUGCCACCUUACAGAUCUGCAAACAUCGAAUAGUUAGGGCCAAGGGGGAAGGACAGAGAGCGAAAUGAGUCUCUCUCAAAUGUCUUUCUCACAUAAUACACAGUGUGCUUAAUUUCCUCCAUGGGUUCUCGCUCUCCCUGCAGGUUGAGAAUGGACUGAUAGUGGGGGCAUAUAAAGAUAAUUCUACUGAGCUCAGAUCAGGUGCUACAGUACUGGGAGAGAUGGCUGGUAAGACUGGAGGAGUGCACAGAGAGGAGGUGGAUGAA
Coregonus sp. 'balchen' is the source of this 2723-nucleotide messenger RNA. The record is from the annotation of a GenBank genome assembly. Lineage: Eukaryota; Metazoa; Chordata; Actinopteri; Salmoniformes; Salmonidae.